UCUUCAUGCCAUCCCUUAAAUUGCUCUCACCUAGUAUCUUCAACUAGCUAGCUAGCAAGUUUGUUGUACGGCCAUGUCUUCAGGUUCAGCUGCAUUCAGGGCGGCCGCGGUAGCGGCAGUACUAGCCUUGCUGGUUCUACCUUCCUUGGGCCGAUGUCCGUCGCUAGGACCAGCAGCACCACCGCCAGCGCCGGUGACACCACCAGUCUUCGCGCCCGCCCUGACACCAGGGCUGGCGCCGUCGGUAUCAUGCAACGACUGUAUCCGGGCUCUCAUCCCGGGAUGCGAGUCGAAUUGCUCUGCCUAUGCGACAGCGAGUUGCAGUUGGAGAUGCAACCAACCAGGCUGCGAAGAGUGCAGGGCGAUGAAUAGCAAUUGCACCACCUGCUGCAACGACGGAACCUGUAGCUGCGACUGCAAAACCACCGGCGACUUCGACUGCCGCGGCCGCUGCCAAGACCAAGUCAGAAAUUGCCGCCCAUGCUUCGAAUCCACAGUGGGUUUCUGCAUGUCCGACUGCAUCAGUCGGGCCCUCGUCAGCCCCUGCCAUGCCCCCAACUGCACGGAGUCAUCACCGCCAGCUUUGGAGACACCACCACUACCCCCCGCGUUGGAGACACCACCGCCAGCGCCAGCGACACCACCAGCCUUCGCGCCCGUACUGGCGCCAGGACCGGCACCGCCAGUAUCGUGCUAUGACUGCCGCGUCUCUCUCAUCCCGCCAUGCCAGUCGAAUUGCUCGGCCAUUGUGUCCGCGUCAUGCCUCAAUAGGUGCAACCCCCAAAACCAGACGCUAUGCGAAGAGUGCAGGGCGAUGAAUAGCAAUUGCACCACCUGCUGCGACGACGGAACCUGUAGCUGCGACUGCAAAUACGCGGACGACUUCAACUGCAUCGACAGCUGCUACGACAAUUACACAGGAUGCCAGAACUGCAAAGCGACGGAAAUGAACUACUGCAUGGCCGACUGCCUCAGCGCCUGCGAUGCCACAUGCCCGAAGGAUCCAUUAUAUAACUAGUCGAGGUAGCUAGUAGCUACGCUACGCAUGUGUUUGUAUCUCACUACUACUCCAUGUGUGCUUUUUCAUGGAUCCAUGUACUCUUCUACUCUGUGGUCCAUUUUACUUCCAUGCGUGGCUAUCACUUGUCACUACUCAAUCUUAAUAUGUUUUCCUAC
This is a messenger RNA of Lolium perenne, 1176 nucleotides long. RefSeq lists its product as uncharacterized. The record is from RefSeq and is a predicted model, not a curated record. NCBI's taxonomy places the organism in Eukaryota, Viridiplantae, Streptophyta, Magnoliopsida, Poales, Poaceae.